AUGGAGUCUUGCCAAAGAACCACUGCUUACAGGGUCAGAGGUGGAAGAAGAGAAGAGGACAGGCUGGAAAGGCAGUAAGUUGUUCACUUUCUCAGGGAAGCUGAGAAGAUAAGGAGGGAGAUUGACAAACUGAGAGAAAAAGAGAGAACCCUGAGCACUGUGUGGAGAAAGAACGCUUGGACAGAUGUGACUGAAGAACUGGAGGAAUAUGAAAAAGUACUUACAGAAGAAAGAACUGCUCAAGAGGUGAGCCUUCAGAAGCAACUGGUGAAGAUCAGUGAUGGUGUAAAGAAAUUUCAGAGACAUCUAACCGGCAUUAAGCCGACUCCUGAAUUGAUUGAAAAACUUCAAGAAAUCAAGUCAGAGGUGGAAGCGUCAAUAAACACUUUAAAGGAAGAGCAGCGUUUACGCUUUGAGGAAUAUUUAAAGGAGGAGCAGACUCAGCAGGAGGUUACUGCUUAUAAGAAGAAGAUUGAAAACAGGAGCCUUAAUGUUAAAACAAACCCCAAACUGCCUGCAGCAACCACUCUCAAGAUCAAACCCUCCAACAGAAACCUUCCUGAGGUCAAAGCUUUGGAGGAUUAUCCGCGAAAGACAGGAGGUCCUCAUGGAGGCCGGGAUCAAUACGAUCACCAAACUUUCCAAAGAGUGUGGAUGAAGCACAGUUGGCGGCUGUCGUACAGGAAAGAGGCCAUGUUUUACCUGCCGCAUAAAACUCAGGAGGAGAUCCAGCAACAUGAAGACUGGCAUCAGGAGCUGCUUCACCUGCAGGACAAAAGGAGAGAGAAAACGGUCUCUGUUGAUGAGGAGCAGCGCUGUCUGCAGCUUGAAGCUAAGAUGGCAUGUGAGGAGUAUCUGCGAUUAAAGCGGGAGAAAGAGGAGGAACAAGAAAAGAGAAGAAGAGAGAAAGAACAGAGAGAAACGAAACACACUGGGCCUUCAGGACAGGGACCCAUGUUACAGAUGUUUCGCAGAGCCAUUCGUACUUGGAGACAAGGACUGUGAUGUAACCAGAUACUGGCUCCUGCAGUUUUCCACUGUCCACUUUUCCACAGUUUUCCACAUGUCACCAAUAAACCCUUUGAAAAAAGAACAGAGUUGAAAAGCUUAGCGUGAUGGACUGCACACAGAUGAACAAAACCGGAAAUAAGAGUUUUGAAUGACCAACUGAAAAUACUUUGAGGUUACGGUAAAUAACAAAUCACCUCUCUGCCAGCUGGAUGCUUUCACACAACAGGAAAUGCAUAAUCUUACAUUAAGGCAGACAAAACAGAAAAUAACAGAUAAAAUCAGCAUAUAGGUAUUUUAUCAGAGCUGAACUUUGUCAACGUCAAGACAGUGUUAUUGAAAAUGUUUGGUAAGGCUUAACUAAUAGUAAGAGAUAUUCAACUUCCAAAAGCACUGAGUGGUUUUGCAAGUAAUAAUGGGCAAAGCUUUCAAUCUCUGGAGGAGCAAAACUGAUGAAGAGAUCCCUCAGAUGUCAAGCUUUAGCUGCAAAGUUUGAUCUACUGCCACCUAGUGUUGGCCCAGGAGGAUUAAACAGAUUCACUCUUCGUUUUUACUUGUCAAAAACAAUUAAAAGCAAUGUAUCGUGUUCUUUCUAAACCCCCCUAGCACUCUGUAAAACUUUAAAUAUAAGGUAUGAAUGUCUUUUUUAACACUAAUAGGCCAGUCAAUAAACAAUAAAACUGCUUAAUUUAAAGCUUGGGAAUUUUCAAAAUCUAAUGGGGUAUUUAUGAAAUAAUAUGCGUAAAAUAAAACUGGCAGUGCAUA
Molecule: messenger RNA, 1773 nt
Organism: Cyprinodon tularosa
Lineage: Eukaryota; Metazoa; Chordata; Actinopteri; Cyprinodontiformes; Cyprinodontidae
Product: coiled-coil domain-containing protein 112
Exons: 9
Source: RefSeq, a predicted model, not a curated record